Messenger RNA from Phlebotomus argentipes, 3030 nucleotides. RefSeq names its product protein phosphatase 1B (gene alph). The record is from RefSeq and is a predicted model, not a curated record. NCBI's taxonomy places the organism in Eukaryota, Metazoa, Arthropoda, Insecta, Diptera, Psychodidae. Gene Ontology annotation, cellular component: cytosol; nucleus. Gene Ontology annotation, biological process: negative regulation of stress-activated MAPK cascade; protein dephosphorylation. The coding region runs from base 433 to 1542 and encodes 369 amino acids. Gene Ontology annotation, molecular function: magnesium ion binding; protein serine/threonine phosphatase activity; manganese ion binding. The transcript is spliced from 5 exons.
AAUGCGCAGCUGUCAGAUUCGCAGCAUCGUCAGUGUGGUGAAGUGCGAGGAGUUGAAUGGCAAGAAAUCAGUGAUUUUGUGCAAGCGUUCUCAGUUUUCAUCACUUUUGCAGCAUCUCCAGCGCGAAUUUUGUGCGCUUUUCCCCUAAUUGCGGUGGCCACUGGUGUGCUUGAGUGUGUGUUGAUGCGAGAGGCGCUGGAAAUUCGCAAUUAUUUUGAUUGGUUUGCACUGUCGACGGAGUGACGGGAGAAGUGUGUGUUGUGUCGCAGGACUGGAAAGGAGAGCGAAGGCGGAUUUUCGGGGAAGAUAUAGAUUUCAGUGCCACAUGACAGCGAAGUAGAGCAGAAGUCGCGCAGAUAGACAAGGUUAAAAGACACGAGAGACAGAGAGGCAUUUUGAUCCCUUGGAACGUGACAACGCGAUGCAACAAGAAUGGGCUCGUUUCUAGAUAAACCAAAGACAGACAAGUACAAUGAGCACGGCGAGGGAAAUGGGCUGCGCUUUGGCGUGGGCUCCAUGCAGGGAUGGCGCUGUGAAAUGGAGGAUGCUCACUAUGCCAAGGCGGGCCUGGGCGGGCGUCUGAGCGACUGGAGUUUCUUCGCCGUAUUCGAUGGGCACGCGGGCGUGAAGGUGUCGGAGCACUGCGCGAAGCACCUGCUCGAGUGCAUCAUACAGACGGAGGAGUUUAAGCAGGAUGACUUCGUGAAGGGCAUCCACACUGGCUUCCUCAAGCUGGACGAGGUGAUGCGCGACCUGCCCGAGCUGGCGUCCGGCGCUGACAAGUCUGGAACGACGGCCGUGUGCACAUUCAUCUCGCCAGAUGAUAUUUACAUCGCCAACUGUGGCGAUUCGCGCGCCGUGCUCUGCCGCAACGGCGUGCCCAUCUUCACCACGCAGGACCACAAGCCAGUGCUGCCGGGCGAGAAGGAGCGCAUACAGAAUGCAGGUGGAUCGGUUGUGAUUCAACGCGUGAACGGGAGUCUGGCGGUGUCGCGGGCUCUGGGUGACUAUGAGUACAAAAACGUUAAGGAUCUGGGACAGUGUGAGCAGCUAGUGUCGCCCGAGCCGGAGAUAUUUCAUCACAAUCGCGAUCAAGCUGACAAUUUCCUCGUUCUCGCCUGCGACGGCGUUUGGGACGUCAUGAACAACGAUGAUGUGUGCAGUUUUAUCCACUCGCGACUCAAGAUCACCAGCAAUUUGGAGGAAGUGGCCAAUCAAGUCAUUGACACCUGCUUACACAAGGGAAGCCGUGACAAUAUGAGCAUAAUUAUAAUAGUAUUCCCGGGUGGACCGAGCCCAUCACAAGAAGCAAUCCAAGCGGAAACCGAACUCGAGGCCCAUCUAGAGAAAGCUAUUAAAGAAAUAAUAGAUUCUACACCUGGCCUGGACUACGAGAACCUACUGCAGCGUCUCUAUGAAGAACAUAUUCCUGGUUUACCCCCAGGCGGUGGAUUGCUGUCCAAGUGUAGAUUCAUAGCAAAAAUCUUCAAGCAGCAUUAUCCACAUUUGGCAGAAGUGACGUGCGAAGUGGGAUGUAUGUAAAGCGCGCCUUGAUUGGCAAUACACUUGCAUAUGAAUUUGGUAAUUGAAUCAUGCAUCAAGACAAGAGACAACACAAGAGAUUAGCACACGCCAGAGCGCGAUAAAAUGGGGGAGAGCAGAAGUUAGAGAAAGGACGAGAUUGUGAAGGAAAUUUGACUGGGAUGAUUUACUGUCUACACACUUUUUAGAUUGGUGAAAUAUUGAAUAAGAUGAGAUAAAUGAAAGUUACUUUAUAAGAUAAUGGAUUAUGUAGUGAGAUGAGAGAGAGAGGGUGAAAUUUUUUCUAUUGUAUUUGAGGAUGAGAAGAAAGGGAGAAGAAAAAAACAUCAUCAAUAACAACCUGUGAAAUGUAAAUGAAGAGAAAAAAAAAUUGUCGAUUUAGUAGAUUAGAGAGAUUGAGUGAAAAGAGAUGAUUGAAUUGUUGAAUAAAACACCAAAAACAAUGCAAUUGACUUCCUUCGCUAGUAAAAUCAAUGAUCCUCAGAAGAAGUAGAAAUCCUUUUUUUCUUUUUAGUAUUAAUGUUCACAAGAAAUUUGUAGGUCGCUCACGUAAUGAUUUUUUUUUAUAUCGACAAUGUUACCUUUAGUCUUUGUAUUCUCCGAAGAAAUUCUUUUGGGGCCACUCAAGUGUAUAUGUAAUUUUUCUAAUGAUUAAAUUGUAAUUUUUCAUACUUUGGCGAGUGUAUUGUUAAUUUUUUACCUCAUAUUUUAAUUAAUGGGAAAACCUCUACUUGAAUUCAGGUUUAAGAAGACACUUUCAUUGAGUGAAACUACGAAACUUUGUACACGGAAGAGGCUGUGUGUGACCAUAUUUUUGCAUAAUUUUCUCACGUGUGCGUGAUUUGCGCGUAAAAUAUGAAGGAGAAAGUAUGUGUCACACAAUAUCUUUAGAAUUUAUACCUUUAUUUUGUACAAUGAGCAAGCUAAAAUCUAUCUAAGAUAAGUUCUAAUCAUCAAAUCAAUUUGUUUUCUCAAUUCUGUAACGCCCAAACGUUUCACCAUUAAUUUAGGCAUUUUUUUUUCAUUUACUGUGACAAAUAUAUAUAAACAACAUCAGACACUUUUGACAUGCCUACAAAACACAGCUAAAGACAUCCUUUGUAAGUUUCAUAUUGAAUACAGACAAUAUUUUUACAUGAGAAGAACAAAUAAAUAUGUAAACUAAAUGAGAGGAAGUGAAAUUGCAGUGAAAAUGCGAGACAGACAAGGCAAAAAAACAGAGAUAAGAGAAAUAUAUUUAUAUUAAGUGAAGAGGGUGUAAAAGAAAUAUUGUAAGAAGUAGAAAUAAUGUGAAUAAUCAUGUAGUGUAAAGUUGAAUUCAUUAGAAAUUUCACCAAUAUAGUAAUUCAAAGGCAGAAAAGAAAACCAGAGAAAAGUUAUUCAUGUAAAAGAAACAAAAAAUAUCUGUAAAUUUAAAUUAAUGUGUAGCCAAUAAUUAUAAACAAGGAUAGGAAUAUGAAGAUAAAAAAAAAGAUUUAAUACAAAAUA